AAAUCAUACUGCGUACAGUGUUUCGUGGCCUUUGCGGCCUUCUCUUCUAUUCUGCUUCUUCAUUCCGUUUUUAGUAGUGUCUGUGAGUGCUGCGCGGCGAUGUUUACUGCUUUCGCCACUUGGGCGCUCGGCGCAGGCGUACGAAUGUACUUUGGAGACCGCCAACUGACAACCGAUUGCGGAAUCGUUGGAAUUAUCGCAGCCUGGUUGGCAAGAGAAGAGUUGAUAGUAUUCUUGCAAAAGAGUUGGAAUGCAUCUGCAGCAACAGUGGGGUCUUCGAUGGUGGUCCUUGCUCUCAUCACAGUCCCAGUUGCCAUCCAGGGACUAAGAUCACGACGCAAGUCUAGCAAUGACACGAACGCGAACGAACUACCCAAUGACAUAAGCAAAUGGACCCUUCAGCAUCCAAAGACCAGGAUCUUUCCGUGUAAGACGAAACAUGCGCGCAUGUUCCCGAAACGUCACGCCUUCGAAUAUUCGUAUCUGCAAUGUGGGUUUCCAGUAAUCCCUGGUGGUGUGACUUCUGAUGGGCGCGACGUUGCGACUGGGACAGACCAAGAACUAGGCACUUGGUGGCUGCGCGUCAGAGCUGUCGACUAUCUCACUCGAGGAAACGGCAAGAUUGGGUUCUAUGGAAAACUACAGACGUUCCUGAGGGAGCAAAAUGUUGCUGAUAACGAUUGGUCGUACGCCUACUUGGUCACCGCACCGCGCUUCUUUGGCUACUCCUUCAACCCUGUAUCAUUCUGGUACAUCUACGAUCGAGAGCAUCAGCUCAAGAAUAUGAUACUCGAGUUCAACAACACAUUUGGCGAGCGACGGAUAUACCUGUUGAACGGCACCAAUCCUUCCAGUCCACCACAGACUCCAGGCUCCACGCAUGAAGAAGACACUAGAUCAGACAUAUUUAUUGGUACCAAGUCGCAGUUCAUGGAUCUCUGGAUGAAAGACUUUCACGCUUCGCCGUUCAACUCGCGCAAGGGCUCGUAUGCGCUCAGGGCUCAGAACCCAUUUCCUUACGCAGCUUACGAGAAUCCUAUGAUCGACAACACAAUUACUCUGAAGUCCUCUAAAGACCAUGCGAAGGUCGUGGCGCGUCUGAACUGCGUUGGAACACCGCUUGAUCCCGAGAAAUUUGGCUUGUUCGGUGCGGCAUGGUUUAUAUUGAGGUGGUGGUGGGUUGGUCUGGUGACCUUUCCACGCAUAUUGAAGGAAGCUUUCAACCUGUUCUACAAGCGGAAUCUGCAUGUGUGGUUCCGACCAGAAGUACUUACACCCAGCUUGGGUCGACUACCGACUUCAUCAGAAAUCACAAUUCAGCAGGUGCUUCAUGACUACUUGACUCAUCUUGUCAAUACAGCCCAAGAUGACUUUCGCAUCAUACUUCACACUACGAUACCCGAGAUACCGAAGCAAAACAUAGACUUCACUCGCCCUCCCAGAGGACGCACGGUGAGGGAGUUCGAGAUUCGCGUUUUGACGCCCGCAUUUUACUCACGAUUCGUCCACUACGCUCACACCUCGGAGGCAAUCGAUCGCGAAUGCAUCUUCACCGACGAGAAGGAUCGAACGUGUUGGAUAUCGCGUCCAGAGCUGUUGGCGCAGCUACUCACUCAGUCUGCGUCUGCAGUAUCUCGAAGCCCUGUUCGGAGAGGUCGACUGAACGAGUUGAGGUGGUCGUUACUCAAGAAGCUACGAUGCGCCCCGGCCGAGCCUGCAUACAAUGCGACUCCGAAAAGCUCCGAGUUUCGUCUUGAGGAUAUCCGUGCUGUAAAGUACUCGGAAAUGGAUACCUUCGUUAGGAACCAGCAAGGGCCAAUAUAUGUUGGCAAGUACCGGAGGAUAGUCAUCAAGCAGUUCCUAGCUCAGCGCAUCUGCUUGGGCUUUCCUCAAAUCAUCAGUCUGGUUGACUGGUGUCUGAGGAUCUUUCUGUGCUAUCAUGCUGCACGGCAGGUGUCGAGCUCGAGUGAAUUCACUCGGAAUGCCUUGCUCGAACAGGACUGGUGGCCGUUGUCGAGAGGUGUUGCUGCAGCCACUGCGAGCCACUCGUACGGGCUACUCAAGGGCUACCAUUAG
Molecule: messenger RNA, 2076 nt
Organism: Macroventuria anomochaeta
Lineage: Eukaryota; Fungi; Ascomycota; Dothideomycetes; Pleosporales; Didymellaceae
Exons: 2
Coding region: 100-2076 (658 amino acids)
Source: RefSeq, a predicted model, not a curated record